CUCCCCGCUCUCCCACCCCAGAGCUUUCCUUUUCCACCCGGUCGCUUCUCGUCAAUCCUUCCAGACCACUCCUUCACCAUGCUUCCCACAUUCGUUUCCGCGUUCCUUGCCGCGGCUGUGCUAGCUCUCACAGCCAACUGUUCCCCCAUCCAAGACAACAAGUACGACUACAUCGUGGUUGGCGGCGGUACCUCAGGCCUCGUCAUCGCCAACCGUCUGUCCAAGGAUCCCGACGUCUCCGUCGCAAUCAUUGAGGCCGGCGACUCCGUCUUGAAUAACCCCAACGUCACGACUACCGAAGGCUAUGGCAAGGCCUUCGGCUCUUCCAUCGACUGGCAGUACGAGUCUGUCCCUCAGGCUUUUGCUGGCAACAAGACUCAGACCAUGAGGGCUGGCAAGGCGUUGGGUGGCACCAGCACCAUCAACGGUAUGACUUACCUCCGCGCUGAGAAGGCUCAGAUUGAUGCGUUGGAGCGUCUCGGAAACGACGGAUGGAACUGGACGACCCUCCUCCCUUACUACAAGAAGAGCGAGCACUUUCAGUGGCCCUCCGCAAUGCAGGUCGCAGCUGGAGCCACUUACGGUCCUAAAGUUCACGGCUACAUGGGAAACUUGUACGUGGGUUGGGUCAAUGACAUGAUGUAUGGCGACAUCAUUACGACUCUCGUUUCGACCUUCGGUGCGAUGGAUAUUCCCUUCAACCAGGAUCCCAAUGAUGGCGAGAUGCGUGGCUUCUCUCUUUAUCCGAGGACUGUCCGCCGUAUUGAGAAUGUUAGGGAAGACGCUGCACGCGCAUAUUACUGGCCCAUCGCCGACCGAAAGAACCUUCACCUUUAUUUGAACACUUCUGUCGAUUUCAUCACUUGGGAGAAGCCAAUAAACAUGUCGUCGCCUUCCGGAAAGCCUGUCGCUAGCGGAGUGCACGUCACCUGCGCGAGCGGCGAACAGAAAUUCUUCGAAGCUACCCGUGAAGUCAUCUUGUCUGCAGGUGCCUUGAGAUCGCCACCUAUCCUCGAGCAUUCAGGCGUCGGAAACUCUGCCAUCCUCAAGAAGUUUGGAAUUGACGUUGUAGUUGACCUUCCCUCCGUUGGAGAGAACCUCCAAGACCAAGCCAACUCUGGCAUGGUAUUUUCCAGUAAACCCAACCCUUCCAGCGGCGGUGCCUACGUUGCGUACUUGACCAUGAAGGACCUAUUCAGCGGCGAAGAUGGUGUUGGCCCGCUACAGCCCGCCGUUGUAAGCCUCAACGACACCGUCGCUUCAUCUAUCAAGAGCUACGCUGAACAAGUCGUCAACGCCACCGGCGGCGCUGUUAAUGCGACCGCGCUCGAGCGUCUCUACGGCAUCCAGCACGACCUGUUAUUCAACACCGACACCCCAGCCGUCGAGAUUCUCGUGGGAUCGAGUUCUACCUCGUCCAUGUUCGUGUCGUACUGGCCCUUGAUGCCCUUCUCGCGCGGCAAUAUUCACAUCACCUCUGGGGACCCCCAUUGCAAGCCCGACAUCAACCCUAACUUCUUCAUGAUGGACUACGACAUGCAUGUACAUGUUCAGGCGUCGAAGAUGGCACGUCGCCUCGCAAACACCUCGUCUCUGAAACAGCACAUCACCAAUGAGACUGAGCCCGGUCUGGAUGUCGUGCCGGAAAAUGCUGAUGAUGCCGAUUGGGCGAAGUGGAUCAAGAACACCUACCGCACCAACUACCACUACAUCGCCACUGCUGCCAUGCUGCCGCGCGAGCUCGGCGGUGUCGUCGACAACAACCUCCUCGUCUACGGCACAGCAAACGUUCGCGUCGUGGACGGUUCGGUUAUCCCGUUCCAGAUGGCCGGACAUGCGACGAGCACGCUCUACGCUAUUGCUGAGAAGGUGGCGGAAGCUAUCAAGGCGAAGCAUGCUUCUUAGAGUUUCGGUGAGCAGUAUGUGUGGGUGUAACUUUGAGGUCUGAAUGUGUUGGUAGAGCGUAGAGAGGAAGGGCUGCGGACACGUUUUGCUGUUUCUGGUAUCGGACAGAUGGCUUGAUCUCUGAGAGUUGAUGCAACGAUUCGCUUGCGUAGAGUAACGUCAAUGCUACGUACAAAAUCGAUCAUGAAUG
This is a messenger RNA of Aplosporella prunicola CBS 121167, 2095 nucleotides long. RefSeq names its product GMC oxidoreductase. Gene Ontology annotation, molecular function: oxidoreductase activity, acting on CH-OH group of donors; flavin adenine dinucleotide binding. NCBI's taxonomy places the organism in Eukaryota, Fungi, Ascomycota, Dothideomycetes, Botryosphaeriales, Aplosporellaceae. The record is from RefSeq and is a predicted model, not a curated record. The transcript has 4 exons. The coding region runs from base 79 to 1905 and encodes 608 amino acids.